UAUAGGUUAGGUCACUAUUAAAUGUAUUUACCACUACUCAAUAAUAAUAUUUUUUUACAGAUUGGAGCUAUAUGAUAAAAAUUUCAAUUUUGGGCAGCCAGAGUGUUUGGAUGAAGAGGAGAAUACAAUGAAAGUCCCUCAAAACGAGUCAUUCAAGGAUAUAAAUAGCAAUACGCUCUUACCUGUCCUAAACAAGACACAAAUAAGGCAGUAUUUAAACUUCACCAACAAAAAAUUUGAAGCUGCAUCUCAAUUAUAUGAGUCCAGGUUCCUGAUAGCAGCAAGAUCAUGCAUUGUUGGUGAAAAUACCUAUUUAAAAGGUAUUUGUAAAAAAACAAUGAAAAAUCUCCAGUAUGAAGUUGACAUCAAAUUGGAUCCACAAGGAAACACAGAAGAGGCACAUUGUGAAUGUGCCGCUGGCAGUGGGAUAAAUGCCACAUGCAAGCAUGUUGCUGUGCUUUUACUAGCUGUAGAGCACAUGGUACGGGAGAAUAUAAUAUUAAAAUUUGAGGCCUGUACAGAAAAGCUACAACAGUUCCAUGUACCCAAAAGACAAUAUACUGGAACUCCAGUUAGAACUGAGAAAUUGUCUAGGCGUAAAAGUAAACAUAGCAUCCUUUUUGAGCCAUAUGAUAUCAGUAGAAUUGAUAAAGAAAACUACAAUUGCCGGAUAAGAAAUUUAGUACUAAAUUUUCCGAAUUCCAACAUGGCCAUGAAACAGCUUUAUGAACCUGCUAACCCAUAUGCAUUGGAAACUGACCACUGUUACACAAACACCAACCCAACUAAAAAACUACUAGAAGAUUUAAAACUAUCUCAAAUAUCAGAGGCUGAAAUAACUGAGAUAGAAGAGAAAACCAGAGGCCAGUCACAUAGUGUUGAGUGGCAUGACCAUCGGAGACAUCGCUUGACAUCAAGCAACUUUCACACUAUGUGCCACUUGAGGGAAACUACAAUGGAAAAGUAUGCAAGUGAGCUAAUUGAUAGAAGUCCUUUCCAUUCCAGAGCUACUAGUCAUGGCAUUGUUAAUGAAGAAAUUGCUCUGAAGAAGUACUGUCAUGACUUUGAGCUCCAAGUGGAACCAUGCGGACUAUUCAUAAGCAAAGAAAGGCCAUUCCUUGCAGCAUCUCCAGAUGGUUUACUGGGAGAUGAGACCAUCAUAGAAAUAAAGUGCCCCUACACAUGUCGUAACCUGGUAUUGAACAAUACAAGGGCAGCUGUACUGUACGAACAGAAAAUAUUGCAAUCUUGUAGUAUAUACAUAUAA
Molecule: messenger RNA, 1267 nt
Organism: Plutella xylostella (diamondback moth)
Lineage: Eukaryota; Metazoa; Arthropoda; Insecta; Lepidoptera; Plutellidae
Source: RefSeq, a predicted model, not a curated record